CCCCGAAGUUUCUUGGGCCCCGGGCGGCCGGCGGGACAGAGCGCUGCGAGCAGCCGCCCGGCCGCCGCGGAUGGAGCUGCGGGGGCGCGCGCGGCGCGGGGAGUGAGCGCACCGCGGCCGAUCGGCGGACCCAGCGGACUCGCCAUGGAGGAGGAGGGGGUGAAGGAGGGGGGUGAGAAGCCCCAGCGAGCGCGGACGGCGGACAAGGCGGGCUGGAUCAAGAAGAGCAGCGGGGGCUUCUUAGGGCUCUGGAAAGACCGCUACCUGCUCCUCUGCCAGGCCCAGCUGCUGGUCUACGAGAAUGAGGACGAGCAGAAGUGUGUGGAGACAGUGGAGCUGGGCAGCUAUGAGAAGUGCCAGGACCUUCGUGCCGUCCUCAAGCGGAAACACCGAUUUAUCCUGCUGCGAUCCCCAGGGAACAAGGUCAGCAACAUCAAGUUCCAAGCACCCAGUGGGGAGGAGAAGGAAUCCUGGAUCAAAGCCCUCAAUGAAGGGAUCAGCCGAGGCAAGAACAAGGCUUUCGAUGAGAUAAAGGUGGACAAGAGCUGUGCGCUGGAGCACGUGACCCGGAACCGAGUGCGCGGGGGCCAGCAGCGCCGGCCGCCCACGAGAAUCCACCUGAAGGAGGUAGCCAACGCAGCUUCUGAUGGACUUUCACGCCUGGACCUCGAUGCUCUGGACAGCAGGCCGCCAGGGCUUACCCCCGGCAAUGAUGUCAGUGCAGCCCAGCCCCGGGAGGCACCCCGGCCCCUCAUGCCUCCCACCAAGCCCUCCCCGGCUCCCGAGGUGACCGUCCUUGGUGACAGAGUGGAAACCCCUGUGGGGCAGAGAGCCCCAACCCCUGUCUCCGAAAGCUCUGAAGUGCAGCCUGAGAGCCAGGAAGACUCAGAGACGGCUGUGGGCGAGGACAGUGCCUCUGAGCAGCUCCCCAGGGUCCUGCCUGAGAAGCUGAAGGUGAGCUGGGACAACUCCACCCCCGAGGAGCCCCCUGCGCCUGAGACUGCGGGACCAGCCGAGGCGCCCUGUUCUGAGACUUCCGAGGCCCCGACCAAGGAGGCCGGGCAGCCCCCCACGCCCCCACCCAAGAUCCUAUCGGAGAAACUGAGAGCCUCCAUGAGUGGGGUGGAGGCUCCGGAGCCAGCCCAGAGUCCCGGGGCCUCCGAGCCCUCUGCCCCCGGCUCAGCACAGGCUUCAGUGAAUGGCGUGGACUACAGUCCCGAGCCUGCCGAGCCAUCCCAGGCUGCUGGCACUCCGGGAAGCCCCCCAAAGAACGGAACGGCUUCUACAGUGUUCCCCUGGGACCUGCCAUCUCAGAUCCAGCCCCGCCGCUCCUCCAUGGGGGACCUGCUGGGGGAAGGCCCCCGGCGCCCGCAGCAGCGGCUGUUCCGGGCCCAGCUGGAGGUGCAGGUGGCCUCCGAGCAGACGGAGAAACUGCUGAACAAGAUGCUGGCCGGCGAGCCGGCCCCGGUGAGCGCCGAGACGCUGCUCAGCGAGGCCGUGGAGCAGCUGCGGCAGGCCACCCAGGUCCUGCAGGAGAUCCGAGAUCUGGGAGACCUAAGCCAGGAAGCACCCGGGCUGCGGGAGAAGCGGAAGGAGCUGGUGACCCUCUACAGGAGAAGUGCACCCUAGGGCCUGCCGGGCCGGGGCGCGGCCCCUGCUGGCUGGCCGCGUUCACCGGAGCCCAGCCCUGCCCAGAAGUGUGCUUCUGCUCGGGCUGCGGAAGAGCCGUCGGACAUGUCAGUGUUUGGCCGGGACCUGCAGAGGCUCCGGGACCCUUCCUGCCUUGCCUUGGCCGGUGGUGCAGGUGUCACCCAGGCCCACGUCUGGCCGACUGGCCUGGCCCCCGGGCCCCGGCUCAGCGGGGAGCACACACUCAGGACCUCUGCGCUCGCAUGGCUGUUCCGAUCUGCUCCAGGGCUUUGGCCCAGCACUGGGGGUCUGGGGGUGGCAUCGUCUCUGCUUCUCACCCUCGGUAGUUUACAUUCCUGACUUCUGAACAGAGCACAGCUAGGCCCCCCGCAGCCUCUAUGUCCAGAUCCUCCCAGGCAGACAGCCUCCUGGCAAAGGCAGCUUCAAGGCGUAACCAGCC
Pipistrellus kuhlii (Kuhl's pipistrelle) is the source of this 2089-nucleotide messenger RNA. It is a transcript of the gene PLEKHO2, whose product is annotated as pleckstrin homology domain containing O2. The transcript is spliced from 6 exons. Gene Ontology annotation, biological process: macrophage apoptotic process. The record is from RefSeq and is a predicted model, not a curated record. The coding region runs from base 145 to 1629 and encodes 494 amino acids. NCBI's taxonomy places the organism in Eukaryota, Metazoa, Chordata, Mammalia, Chiroptera, Vespertilionidae.